This is a messenger RNA of Clonostachys byssicola, 3282 nucleotides long. The record is from the annotation of a GenBank genome assembly. Lineage: Eukaryota; Fungi; Ascomycota; Sordariomycetes; Hypocreales; Bionectriaceae.
AUGUCUGCUUUUGAGACACCAUCCUCCAACCCGUCCAAGCGGCAGAGAACAAACACCAGCUCGCGUCAAAAGUCCCUGUCAUAUGAUGACUAUACUGUUGGCUGGAUAUGUGCUCUUUCGGUCGAGUUGGCAGCCGCAGAGGCCAUGUUAGAUCACGUCCACUACCCGCUUCCAAACAAGCAAGAUGAUACCAAUGCCUACACCUUCGGCAGCAUUGGCAGCCACAACGUCGUCGUCGCUUGCUUGCCGGCAGGAUACUAUGGCACCAACAAUGCAGCCAACGUGGCAACGAAUAUGCAGAGAAGUUUUCGCCAUAUUAACAAAGGUCUGUUGGUUGGCGUGGGUGGUGGUGUUCCGGAUUCAACGGAUAUGAGGCUCGGUGAUGUCGUGGUCAGUUUUGAAGUCGUGCCGUACGACUUGGGCAAGGCCAUGCCCGACGGCCGCUUCUUUCGGACAAGCAUCCCUAGACGGCCGGCACAGUCUCUUUUGACAGCUAUUGCAAAGCUCAGGGCAAGUCACGAUCGGGCGCCGAGCAGACUUCCCGACAUCAUGGCCGAGAUGCACCAUCGCCACCCGCACAUGACCAGAUAUAGGCGCCCCAACUUGGAGGAUAAGCUAUUUGCCACUUUAUACAACCAUGUACAACCCUUACACGGGUGUGAGAACUGCGACUCGUCGCAGAUCCUGCCGCGAAGACCGCGAGAAACAGAACUCCCUGAGAUUCACUAUGGCCGGAUCGGAUCAGGAAACCAAAUAGUCAGAGAUGGACUCACACGAUCGCAGCGGUCAAAGGAGCUCGAUGUUUUGUGCUUUGAAACUGAGGCAGCUGGUGUGAUGGAUAUCAUCCCUUGCCUUGUGGUGCGUGGCAUAUGUGAUUACUCGGACUCUCAUAAGAACAAACAAUGGCAGCACUACUCGGCUGCGGUAGCGGCAGCAUAUUCUAAAGAGCUUUUAUUGAUGACACAAGACACUGAUCCCAAAAACAUCCUCCUAGUAGAGGAUUCCUCCAUAUCGAAGGCUUUAUCAUUUGGAUAUAUUGAUAACCGCCGAAGAGCUGUCAAACCCGCAUACGCCGAAACUUGCGAAUGGUUUCUAAAUGACCCCAGGUACCUAGCCUGGCAAGAUCCCGCCAGCUUUGAUGAUCACCAUGGGUUCCUAUGGAUCAUUGGUAAGCCUGGAGCUGGUAAAUCGACAUUACUGAAAUUUCUGCAUUUACACACGAAAGACAAGUGGAGAGAAUCUGCUGAUGCGGCAGUGACAUCGUUCUUUUUCAACGCGACAGGGGAGGAACUAGAGAAGUCAACAACUGGGAUGUAUCGAUCUCUGCUCCUACAAGCAUUAGAAAGCCUUCCGAGCUUACAACAUAUUCUCAAACGCUUCACAGCCUUUCCUCAUACACAAAAUAGCAGUCUUCUAGAUAUUGAGAUACUGGAAACGCUCUUCAGAAGCCUGGCCCAAGCGCUCGGAGACAAAACCCUGUUCUGCUUCAUUGAUGCUCUGGAUGAGUGCGAUCAGGAACAAGUCCUGAAGAUGAUCGAAUCGUUUGAGGCGCUAGGUGAUCUUGCCUCUCGGAACAAGACCAAACUCUACGUCUGUUUCUCGAGCCGGCCUUACCCAUAUAUUGAAGUAGAGAGAGGGCUCCGACUCCAGCUGGAUGCCCAGGAUGGCCAUGCCUCAGACCUAGAGAGUUAUGUGCGCAGCAAGCUACGCGCAGGCCGGGGAAAGAUGGCCGAGGAGAUUAUUCAGGAUGUUCUUUCCAGAGCUUCUGGGGUUUUCAUGUGGGUUGUUCUUACCGUGGAGAUUCUCAACCAAGAAAUUCGAGAUGGCCGCAUAUUUGCCUUGAAACGGCGUUUACAUGAGUUGCCAAGCGAUCUAAGCCAUGUCUUUCGCCAAAUUCUCACGCAAGACGAAAGGAAUAUAAAUGACAUGCUGCUCUGCAUCCAGUGGAUAUUGUUCUCGCGUCGGCCACUCACGACCAAGGAGUUUUACACUGCUGUGUCGUUUGGGCUGAACCCAAAACCAGAGACUGUUGUGCCAUGGGACCCUGGGCAGAUAACUGGAGAUGUCAUGGCUCGACUGGUGUCCAGCUCAUCCAAAGGUCUGGCCGAAAUCACGAAAUCUCAGAGCCCAACAGUCCAAUUCAUCCAUGAGUCGGUCCGUGACUUCCUGAUCAAGGAGAACGGGAUCGGAGAAAUUUGGCCAGAUCUUAGAGAGGACUUUGAAAGUAAAAGUCAUGAUCAGUUGAAAGAAUACUGCGAGGCAUACCUAAAGGUUGAUAUUUCGGACUUUCUCCCCUUCACAGACGGCCUCUCCACUAUGGAACUAGCCUUUUCCUUCCCGAUGCUUGAAUACUCGACUUCAUUCAUUCUUGAGCAUGCAGAAUCAGCCAGCCGGUCUAUUCCUCAAGGCGCGUUUCUAGCAGACUUCUCAAGUAGUGAGAAGUGGCCUCUAUGGAUCAACCUUCAUAAUGUGUUUGACAUGUAUGAAACUUUUCCCUAUUCGUCCUACGCGGAUUUGGAGUACGUUCUCUGCGAACGAGGCCACACAGAGCUUUUUCGUACGAUAUUUCGCCCAGACUUCCGUAGACUUGCUUCAGGAGGGCGAUACUCUACAUCUUUGAUUGCCUCCUCAGCGUCGGGCAACCUGGAAAUCAUGAAAACUCUACUAGCAGCCAGCCUCGAUGGUUUGAAUCAUCAAGAUCAAGAGGGGUCGACCGCAUUGGCCGUAGCAGCCAAGACGGGGCAGGUGCUGAUGACAAAAGCUCUGCUGGGGGCAUCUGGGGUAGCGACGGACAUAAAGGAUAAACAUGGAAAGACACCCCUACUAUGUGCUGCCGAACUGGGCCAUAAGGGAUGCUUGAGACUUCUGCUAGGAAUGAACGGCAUCGGGCCUGACUCGAAGGACAACCUUGGCCAAACACCACUUUCGUGGGCUGCUCGAAACGGCCACGAAGAAUGCGUCAUGCUUUUACUAGCUGCAAAAGGGGUUGACCCUGAUUCACAGGACAAUAACGGGCGGACACCCCUAUCUUGGUCCGUGGCAAACGGUCAAGUGAAGUGCACGCGGCGACUAUUGAUAGCUGGGGCGAGCCCUGACUUGAAGGACAACUCCGGGUGGACGCCUCUGGCAUGGGCAGUGGCAAUCGAGGAGUUGGCCUGUGUGAACCAGCUUCUUGAAGCCGGUGCCAAUCCGGAAUCGACGGACGACGACGGAUGGACACCACUGUUAUGGGCAGUAGCGAAUGGGUAUGCGUAUAUUUUCGAGGACGCUCAAUCAGAAUAA